Molecule: messenger RNA, 1524 nt
Organism: Aphanomyces astaci
Lineage: Eukaryota; Oomycota; Saprolegniomycetes; Saprolegniales; Verrucalvaceae
Exons: 1
Coding region: 1-1473 (490 amino acids)
Biological process (GO): proteolysis
Molecular function (GO): serine-type exopeptidase activity; dipeptidyl-peptidase activity
Source: RefSeq, a predicted model, not a curated record
AUGGCCCGCGCCUUCGCUCUUGGUAUCGUCGCGUCCGCCGCCAUUGCCGCGACUACCCCUCUCUCGAUCUUGCAAAACCGUGUCCGGCUCACCGACAAGCUUCACCAGUUCAAAGACGCGUCAACUAAAGUGAACUGGUACGACGAACAAACUUUGGACCACACGGAUGCGUCCAACGGCAAGGUGUGGAAGCAACCCUACUACUUCAACGACCAGUACUAUGGAGGUGCGGGCUCCCCAGUGUUCCUCCACAUCGACGGGACAGAUCCAAUGGCGGCUUUGGCGGUGACGACGCCUCAGCUGUUUAUGAAUGAGCUGGCCAAGAAGCACAAGGCGCUGAUGGUGUCGUUGGGGCACCGUUUCUACGGCAAGUCGCAGCCACUUGCCGACUUAAGCUUGGCUAGCCUCAAGUUCCUCAGUGCCGAUCAAGCGUUGGGAGACUUGGUGAAAUUCCAAGACUUCUUCAAGACCAAGCAAAACCUCACGGCCAGUAGCAAGUGGGUGGCGUUUGGGUCGAGUUACCCGGGAAUGUUGGCUGCCUGGCUCAAGCUGAAGUACUCGUCGCGCUUUGCGGGCGCCGUGGCCAGUUCGGCCCCCCUCCACACCAAAAUUGACAUGUUCGAGUUCGGCGACACUGUCAGCGAAGGGCUUCAGUACUUUGGCGGGGAUGCGUGUGUGAACACGAUCACGAAGGCCAUGACUGAGGUGCAUCGCCUGGUGGCCAGCACCAAGGCGGAAGACGCUGACACGUUGACGACCCUGUUCAACCCGUGCUCCGAAUUCAAGAACGACGACGAUCGCGCUUUGUUUGAGCUGGCUAUCUUUAAUCCGUUCCGAGGCCCGGCCCAAGACAACGACUUCGCCGACACGAACCUCGCAUCCGUCUGCGAGUCAUUUGCAUCGCUUCCGGGCACCCCCGUGGAAAAACUGUCCAAGUUUAUCGGCAACACGGGCGGCGACAAGUGCACGUCAAGCGCGUGGGAAAAGAACGUGGAGAGCGUCAUUGACGAGGCGAUCGGGGAUCACUCGGUGAACCGCGCGUGGCUCUACCAAACGUGCACCGAAUUUGGCUUCGCCCAGACCACCGCCACUGGCCACGGCGCCUUCGCUCCCCUCAAGUACGCCACGGUGGACUCCAUCCACACCAAGAGAUGCGCGGCCGUGUUCAACAUCACCGACAACGACACCCGCGUUGCAGCGACCUUAAAGACUUACGGCGGACUCAAGAUCAACGUCGAAAAUGUGAUCUUUCCCAUCGGUACCAUCGAUCCUUGGAAUGGAUUGGCGUUAAACAACAAAUCUGGCAUCGUCAACCCCAAGUCCGAAGUAGUCGAAAUCCUCGGCGCGUCCCACCACAGCGACAUUAUCUCCUCCCGUCCGUCGGACAGUGUCCACCUCGCGUGGGCCCACCAACGCAUUGAAAGCGCCGUCGACAGAUUCCUUCGCCAUCAAAGUACUAGAAAGGGAUGGUAAUACUACCUACAAGAAGUGGGUGUUUUAAUGUAUCUCCACCAUGCUGUAGCC